Penicillium oxalicum is the source of this 108-nucleotide messenger RNA. RefSeq lists its product as uncharacterized. The record is from RefSeq and is a predicted model, not a curated record. Lineage: Eukaryota; Fungi; Ascomycota; Eurotiomycetes; Eurotiales; Aspergillaceae. The transcript has a single exon. The coding region runs from base 1 to 108 and encodes 35 amino acids.
AUGGCCUUGUUGGUGAUCUACGAAGAAGUUCAAGAUAGACACAAUAGCUUCUCUAUCACGCAAUUAAAAACGAGAUUCUAUCCCGGUCUUAAGCCUUCUCUUAAGUAA